Messenger RNA from Serendipita indica DSM 11827, 4266 nucleotides. Lineage: Eukaryota; Fungi; Basidiomycota; Agaricomycetes; Sebacinales; Serendipitaceae. The record is from the annotation of a GenBank genome assembly.
AUGUCAACUAGAAAGUCAAACAAGGCUAAAAAGUCGUAUAGGACUCAGAAUUCGUUGGGAUCAUAUUCUCUUCCUGGAAAUUCAUCACGCAACAAGCAUCAACUGUACGACGCAGCCAAUGUCGGUCUCGAUGUGAUGGGGAAUAUAUCCGAGGGAUCCGAGCUGCUUGCUCCUCUGAAAGCUGCGUGUCGAACAACGAAAUCGAUCCUCGAAGCGAUAGAUAGCAAUCAAGAAGGAUGGAGCGACCUAGCACGGCGUCUCACGAAUUACAUGGGCGCACUAGAAAACCAAAUCACGUUAUUUGAGAUACAUCCUAUAGAGAACAGAGCCGUCAACGAGGCGGUCAGCCGACCGCUGAUCCAAUAUGUCGAAUUUCUCGAAGAUAUGCAUGAUCGGAUCAUUGAACUAAAGGAGACACGCAGCCGCGGCAGACUGGGCCUGUUCAAAGCGUUCAGCAAAGUCAAAGUCGAUAUGGAGGAGAUCCGUAUGCUUAACCAAGAUAUAGAGGAUCGGCAUAGGCAGCUCAUGGAAGCAUUAGGUCUCUUCACCGCGUUGCAUACUCAAGUCAUAGAGCAGAAUACGAAGACUCUUCUAACAGAUGUCGACACUGGAGCUAUUCUUCAGCUACCAACAGUAGCAGUUCUUGCAUCCUCGGUACAUACGACCUGUAUGGAAGGCACACGGACGGCGGUUCUUCAGACAAUCUCCUGCUGGGCCGAGGAUGACACGUCGGACAAGCCAAUAUUUUGGCUCUGUGACAUAGCCGGCUCCGGUAAAUCCACAGUUGCAAUGUCCGCAGUGGCAUCGUGGCGGAGACAGGGAGUACUCGGCGGUCGAUUCUUCUUCUCCUUGGCCAGCAGCGAAGGGUCGACCACUGACAAAUUCUGCUCGACCAUAGCCAGGGAGCUCGUGCAGCAAAUGCCCGAACUGGGUCCACAUAUCGCUGCGGUUGUGAAACAAAAUCCCGAUAUCAUGCGAAGCUCAAUCGAAGAGCAAUUCAGGGCGCUCAUCGUCCACCCUCUCCACCAUCGGCAAGGCCGUACAAUCAUUGUAGUCGAUGCACUCGAUGAAUGCAAGUCUGGAUCACAGAGACGAGAACUUCUCGAAACAUUUUCCAAGGCAGUUCGAGAGAGCGAGAACCUCAAAAUCUUCAUGACGAGCCGACCUGAUCCUGUCAUCGAAGCAGUCUUAGGGCCGCUCUCCAUCAAAUCAAAGCUGGGAGAUCGCCUCCACGAUGUCAAGCACCGCGAUAAUAUUGACGACGUCGCGUUAUAUGUACACCAGUCGCUCGAUGGCAUAUUACCUCUUGACAAGAGGCAGCGAAUAGUCGAGAAGGCCAAUGGGUUGUUCAUCUGGGCGAGCACUGCUUGCCGAAUGCUUACAAGCGAGACAAUUUUAUACACUCCUGAAAGCAUAUAUGAACGUCUGGUUUCGUUAAACCAGGUUGGAGCCAUGGACGAAAUAUAUGACCUUGUAUUCGAGCGGAUGGAUCCAGAGGCUCUCUCAGUCAUGAGCGAAAUGCUCGCUCUGCUCCUUGUAGCGUGUGAGCCACUCACCACCGACGAAUUGGAGGACAUUUUGAAGCAAGUUGGAUUGCAAGGAAGUGGGAGGGCACUUGUGAAGAAUCUUGGAAGCGUACUUAGUGCGGACGAGAGUACGAAAUUGAUUCAGUUUCGUCAUCCGACCCUGGUUGAGUACCUCCGACGGUGCUCGAUUGUCACUGCGGUCAAUGGCCGCCGUAAACUCAAUAUCAAAGCCGCCAAUGCACAUGGUCAGGUCGCACUUUGGUCCUUUAAACGCCUCAAGUCGCGGACCGAAGGUCUCAAGUUCAACAUUUGUCAACUCGAGUCAUCGUUCUAUCUAAACCGAGAAAUAUCCGACCUUGAUGCAAGGAUAUCCAAGUUCAUCCCAAGGAAACUUCGAUAUGCCAGUUCCAAUUGGCUGUUUCACGUUGCGGAGACGGAUGACUAUUGGCGAAGCGCACUCAAAAGCGAACUUGAACACAUUAUGCAAAUUCCGUAUGUUUUAUACUGGAUGGAGAUCCUGAGCUUUACUGGAGGAGUGCCACAAGCAAUAGCAGAUCUUCGGACUGUUACUCGGCACGCAAGGAUUGAAGAGAAGACGAGAAGUGACAUGACCGAGAUCCGACGUUUUCUGAUGGCGUUCUCGGUACCAAUCCAAGAUAGCGCCCCGCAUAUUUACAUUUCUGCACUUCCAUUCACGCCUGUGAAGUCAAAAAUGCACCUAUGCGGCCUUGAUAUAUACAAAAACACCCUCAAAGUGACUCGAGGACUUGAGGAUAUGUAUCAUAGUCUUCCAAGGACUCUUGUGGGUCACAAUGGCUCGGUCAACUCCGUCGCGUUCUCACCUGACAGCUCACGGAUCGUGUCUGGCUCGGAAGACAGGAAGCUUCGACUGUGGGACGCAGACACGGGUCAGCCAUUGGGAGAGCCAAUCCGAGGUCACUAUGGCUCUGUCAAUGCCGUCGCAUUCUCGCCAGACAGCUCACGAAUCGUAUCUGGCUCAAACGACGGUUCAAUUCGAUUAUGGGAUGCACACACUGGCAAGCCUUCAGGGACGCCAAUCUGGGGACAUGAAGACAUAGUUUUGGCUGUCCAAUUCUCGCCAUGUGGCUCUCAAAUCGUCUCUAGCUCGAGAGACCACACAAUUCGAGUGUGGGAUGCGGAUACUAGUCAACCAUUGGGGGGGCCAAUUCGAGGUCACCAAGACUCGGUCAAUGCCGUCGAAUUCUCACCAGACGGCUCACAAAUCGUCUCUGGCUCUUCAGAUGGCACAAUUCGUCUAUGGGACGCAGACACCGACCAACCAUUGGGAGAACCAAUCAGAGGCCAUAACAACCCUGUCACUGCCGUCGCAUUCUCGCCAGACGGCUUACGAGUCGUCUCUGGCUCGCAGGAUGGUACGAUUCGAAUAUGGCACGCCGACACUGGUCAACCGUUAGGAGGGCAGAUACGGGGUCACGAAAAUUCGGUCAAUGCCGUCAAAUUCUCGCGAGACGGCUCACAAAUUGUCUCUUGCUCACACGACGAAGUGAUUAGAAUUUGGGACGCAAACACCGGUCAGCAGUUAGGACGCUCAAUAUGGGGACAUGCAUCGCCAGUCCUCACCGUCGCAUUCUCGCCAGAUGAUUCACGAAUCGUCUCUGGCGCUUACGAGCGGACUAUUCGACUGUGGGACGCAGACACUGGCCAGUCAUUGGGAGAGCCAAUUCGGGGUCACCAAGACUCGAUUAAUGCCAUCGAAUUCUCGCCAGACGGUUCACGAAUCGUCUCUAGCUCCGUGGACAAGACAAUUCGACUAUGGGACACAAUCACUGGUCAGCCGUUGGGGGAUCCUAUCCUGGGCCACACAGGCUCGGUCAAUACUGUCGCACUCUCCCCUGACGGCUCGCGGAUUGUGUCUGGCUCGGAGGACAUGACACUUCGAUUGUGGGACGCAGGCACGGGCCGGCCACUGGGAGAGCCCAUCAGGGGUCACCAAGGCAGGGUCUUUACCGUUGGGUUCUCACCAGAUUGCUUCCGGAUCCUCUCGGGCUCGGAAGACAUGACCCUUCGGCUGUGGGACGCAGAUACUGGCCAGCCGUUGGGGGUGCCAAUUCGGGGUCACCAAGACUCGGUCCGUGCCGUCAAAUUCUCGCCAAACGGCUCAUUAAUCGUCUCUGGCUCGAACGAUGCGACUAUCCGACUGUGGGACGCAGAUACCGGUCAACCGUUGGGGGAGCCAAUUCGAGGUCACCGAGGCUCGGUAACAGCCGUCGAUUUCUCGCCAGAUGGUUUACGGAUUGUCUCUGGUUCUCAAGACAAGACAAUUCGACUUUGGACACAACCACUGGUCAGCCCGGUCGCAUUCUCGCCUAACGGCUCGCGAAUAGUCUCUAGCUCUUUGGGAAAGACAAUUAGACUGUGGAACGCAAACACUGGCCAGCAGUUGGGGGAGGCGAUCAGAGGUCACCAGAAAUCCGUCGCUGCCGUCAAAUUCUCUCCAGACGGCUCAAAAAUCAUCUCGGGCUCUGACGACAAGACAAUUCGACUGUGGAAUAUAGAAACUGGUAGAAACACAAUCAAUACCAAGAAGGAUUACAUGGAUCAUGUUUCCUCAGCUGUACCACCGGAAAGUUUUCUCAAGAUCCAUGUACCUGGCUUCAACCAGUGCGUACUUUUGCAAGAUGGCUGGGUGCAAUCUUCUGACUCCGCGACUUCUGAUUACUAUGCCAACAGCGAGUCCGUUCCGCGCAACCAAGCUUGA